Trichobilharzia regenti is the source of this 662-nucleotide messenger RNA. The record is from the annotation of a GenBank genome assembly. Lineage: Eukaryota; Metazoa; Platyhelminthes; Trematoda; Strigeidida; Schistosomatidae.
AUGAAUAAAAUGUGCUUCACGUCAUCAAAGUUUUCGUCAUUAUCAACUACUUUACAUACAAGAUUGGUGAGAUUAUGUGCAAUAUGGUACGUCUUGAUUUUGUUCUACUUCGCUGAUGUCGGGAGUCACCCUCUGUCUGAAAGAGAACACCUCAACUUCAAAUGGAAUGAUUUCACGUUUGUUGACAAAGAUUUAGCCAAGUCAAUAAUUUGCUCCCCUCAAGCCAAUCAAGAUAUCUGUUCACAUUUAGAGAAGUUAUUGGAUCUCUCCAAAUUUCUGAGCAUGGAAGCACUAUCUGAGUUUUUCUGUUAUGCGAAUCCUUGUGUACAAAUACCGUCGUCGUCAAGUACUGCAUUAAAUUCGCCACGUAAAGAGAAACGAAGUUUAUGCAAUAUCGAUGGAUGUUACAGCGAUGACUAUUAGAAAAAAGAAGGUUCCACGACGUAAAACAGAUUCACCUCUAAAUAUAUAUUGGCAUGUUUUUAAACCGAAUACUUGAAUUUUCAAUAAACAUGGUUGUAAUAAAUAUUUUAACAACCUAUCACUUAUCACUUUUCCUAAUGAUACUCUGCAAAGUCUUCUGUUCGUGUCCUUAUCAGAUUCGUCAUCGGUGCCUGUUUAUUACAGAGUGGGAGAGUUUAGAUUUAAAUUUUAGUCAGUUG